CAGGAGAGGCCCGCGUGGAGGAGGAGCGAGGGACUGCUCCGAGAAGCCCCGACUGGGGGCCAUGGGGGGACAGGUGAGGUUACCGCCUGGAGAGCCCUGCCAAGAGGGCUACCUGCUGUCUCUGCUCUGCCCCAACUCCUCCCAGGCCUGGUGUGAGAUCACAAACGUGUCACAGCCCCUGGCUUUUCCUGUCCUCCACAGGGACCUGAAUUCCAGCGUAAGCAACUGGAGCAUUUCUGCGAAAGUCGAAAACAAAUACAGUCUGUAUGUGGGCCUGUUGCUGGCAGUCAGUUCCAGUAUUUUUAUCGGCUCCAGCUUCAUAUUGAAAAAGAAGGGCCUCUUGCAACUGGCCAAGAAGGGCGUUACCAGAGCUGGACAAGGUGGUCAUUCUUACCUCAAGGAAUGGCUCUGGUGGGCAGGAUUACUCUCAAUGGGAGCCGGAGAAGCAGCCAAUUUUGCAGCUUAUGCUUUUGCACCUGCCACCUUGGUCACCCCGCUGGGUGCUCUGAGUGUUCUCAUAAGUGCAAUAUUGUCUUCCUACUUUUUAAACGAGCACUUGAACAUUCAUGGGAAAAUAGGCUGCAUAUUAAGUAUAUUGGGGUCAACUAUGAUGGUUAUCCACGCCCCACAAGAAGAGGAAGUCACUUCUUUGCAUGAAAUGGAAAUGAAAUUGAGAGACCCAGGAUUUAUCUCCUUUGCUGUGAUCAUAACUGUGAUCUCGUUGGUGCUGAUUUUGAUCGUGGCUCCCAAGAAGGGACAGACCAAUAUAUUGGUCUACAUUUCAAUCUGUUCAUUAAUUGGAGCAUUUUCAGUUUCUUCUGUCAAGGGCCUGGGAAUUGCCAUUAAGGAACUAUUGGAAUGGAAACCAGUUUACAAGCACCCCCUGGUCUUCGUUUUGCUGGCUGUACUUGCGCUCUCAGUGACAACCCAGAUUAACUAUCUCAACAAGGCACUGGACACCUUUAAUACAUCUCUUGUGACUCCCAUUUAUUAUGUGUUCUUCACAUCCAUGGUAGUAACUUGCUCCGCCAUCUUAUUCCAAGAAUGGUACGGCAUGAAAGCUGGAGAUAUCAUCGGGACCCUGAGUGGGUUCUUCACCAUUAUCAAUGGCAUCUUCCUUCUACAUGCGUUUAAGCACACUGACAUUACCUGGAGUGACCUGACAUCCACUACUCAGAAAGAAGUCCUCUCUCUGAAUGGUGGGGAAGACAAAUAUGUCUUACUAGAGAACACAGAGUGUUCAACCCCAGGAUUCAGUGAUGACAUUACCUUGUUUAGCAGGACUGAUGAUCAAAGUCUCUAGAAACCCUGAACUUAAACCACAUAAGACACUUGGAGAGGAUAAGAAAGGCCUGAUUUUUUUGAAGAACUGUUAGG
This is a messenger RNA of Odobenus rosmarus divergens (Pacific walrus), 1377 nucleotides long. RefSeq names its product NIPA-like domain containing 1 (gene NIPAL1). The record is from RefSeq and is a predicted model, not a curated record. Gene Ontology annotation, molecular function: magnesium ion transmembrane transporter activity. The transcript has 6 exons. NCBI's taxonomy places the organism in Eukaryota, Metazoa, Chordata, Mammalia, Carnivora, Odobenidae. Gene Ontology annotation, cellular component: membrane. The coding region runs from base 62 to 1303 and encodes 413 amino acids. Gene Ontology annotation, biological process: magnesium ion transport.